CACUGCCCCACGUUCUACCUGCUCUCGCUUGUGAACUAGCCUCUCCUGAGUUUGUAAAGAUGCCUCGGCUCCUGAGAAAUGUCCUCUGUGUAAUUGAGACAUUCCACAAAUAUGCCAGUGAGGACAGUAACGGGGCAACACUGACCAGCAGAGAGCUGAAACAACUCCUCCAGAGAGAGUUUGGGGACUUUUUUCAGCCAUGUGUCCUUCAUGCUGUGGAAAAAAAUUCGAAUCUUCUGAAUAUUGACAGUAAUGGCAUCAUCAGUUUUGAUGAAUUUGUUCUUGCAAUCUUCAACUUGUUGAACCUCUGUUGUCAUGACGUACAAUCAUUACUAAGUUCUGAACUAAGACAGGUGACUAAACCAGAGAAGGAGAAGCCAGAUGAUGUGGAUCUUCAGGCAACCACCAGAGAUGGUCAGUGGACAGCAGGAACUUCACCAACUCAAGAAGAGAGGAUGCUUCCUUCAGGAAUGGCAUCAUCAUCUCAGCUCAUCCCUGAAGAAAGUGGAGCAGCUGGAAAUAACAGAGUGGACCCAUGGAGAGAAGCCAAGACUCACAACUUUCUAGGAGAAGCAUCUGAACACAAUGACCCUAAGAACCAACACCUGGAAGGAGAUGAACAAAGUCAGGAAGUGGCCCAAGAUAUACAAACAACAGAAGACAAUGAAGGCCAACUUAAGACAAAUAAGCCAACGGCAGGAUCAAAACAGACCAGCAGUCCCACAAAGAGGAAGGGACAAGAUAAGGAGAUCUCCCGGGAGGGAGAUGAACCAGCCAGAGAGCAAAGUGUUUCCAAAAUAAGAGACCAGUUUGGAGAACAGGAAGGAAACUUGGGAACCCAAAGUUCACCAUCAAAAGAAGCAACACAAAGACCAUCUGAAGAUCAGGAAGUUAGAACGGAAAAGCAAAAACACUCUAAUACACAAGAACCACCCCUGCAAGGAGAAGGUGAGCCCAGUUCAGAGCAUGCUGACCUGCCAGAACAAGCUGCUGCCAGGACACCAUCUCAGACACAGAAAUCAACUGAUCCCAAAGAUGUCUGUAGAACGUUUGACACUCAAGAAUCAAGAAAGGAUGCUGACCAGACACCAGCUGAGACAAAGAAUUUGGGUGAACCUGAGGAUUAUUGCAGAACAUCUGAGACCCAAGAAAAAGAAUGUGAAACAAAGGGCCUGCCAGUCCAAUAUGGUAGCAGAAAUGGUUCAGAAACAUCUGACAUGAGAGAUGAAAGGAAAGAGAGGAGAGGUCCUGAGGCCCAUGGAACAGCAGGGCAGAAAGAACGUGACAGAAAAACUCGGCCACUAGUCCUGGAAACCCAAACACAGGAUGGGAAGUAUCAGGAACUCCAAGGAUUAUCAAAAUCAAAAGAUGCUGAAAAAGGUUCUGAGACACAAUAUCUAAGCUCAGAAGGAGGAGAUCAGACUCACCCUGAACUUGAAGGAACAGCAGUCUCAGGAGAAGAGGCAGAACACACCAAAGAAGGCACAGCAGAAGCAUUUGUAAACAGCAAAAAUGCACCUGCAGCAGAAAGGACAGUGGGGGCAAGAGAAAGAACACAAGAUUUAGCACCACUUGAGAAGCAGUCUGCAGGAGAAAAUACUAGGGUCACCAAGACUCAUGACAAACCAGUUGAGGAGGAGGAUAGUUACCAGGGGGAGGACCCUGAGUCACCAUUCACACAGAGUGAUGAGGGGUCUUCUGAAAUUCCCAACAGCCUGGCUUCAGAGGAAGGCAACAGCAGCUCAGAGACAGGUGAACUGCCUGUGCAAGGGGACUCCCAGAGUCAAGGGGACCCACGUGGAGAGUCUGCACAAGGAGGUGACAAUAAUAACUCAGAUACCCAGAGGCAGGGAACACCUGGUGAGAAAAACAGAGCUCUGGAGGCAGUGGUGCCAGCAGUCAGAGGAGAGGAUGUACAGCUCACAGAGGACCAGGAACAGUCUGCCAGAGGAGAACGCAAGAAUCAAGGCCCAGGGACCAAAGGCCCAGGUGCAGCUGUGGAGCCCAGUGGACACCCAGAAGCACAGGAAUCAACAGCAGGAGAUGAAAAUAGAAAGUCCCUGGAAAUAGAGCUCACAGGUGCCCUGGAUGAAGACUUCACUGACCAGCUUUCCCUAAUGCAGCUCCCUGGAAAGGGAAAUAGCAGAAAUGAAUUAAAGGUCCAAGGCCCAAGUAGCAAAGAAGAGAAAGGAAGAACAACAGAGGCCCAGAAUACUCUGUUAAAAAGUCUAGGUGAGGACAAUUCAGCCUCCCUCAAGAUACAACUUGAAACAAAGAAACCUGUAACAUCGGAGGAGGAAGAUGAAAGUCCCCAAGAGCUGACAGGAGAAGGUGGUGACCAAAAAAGUCCAGCCAAGAAAGAGGACAAUUCUUCAAUCCCCUGGCCAAGUCUUGAAAAGCAGAUGCAGAGAGACCAAGAGCCCUGUUCUGUGGAGAGGGGUGCAGUCCAUUCCAGUCCACUAUACCAGUACCUACAGGAGAAGAUACUGCAGCAAACGAAUGUAACCCAAGAGGAACACCAAAAGCAAAUUCAGAUAGCCCAGGCAUCAGGCCCAGAGCUUUGCAGUGCAUCCCUCAACAGUGAGAUCUCAGAUUGUUCUGUCUUUUUCAACUACAGCCAAGCAUCACAACCAUAUACCAGGGGACUUCCACUUGAUGAGAGUCCUGCUGGUGCACAGGAAACACCAGCUCCCCAGGCCUUGGAAGAUAAGCAGGGUCACCCUCAGAGAGAGAGGCUGGUACCACAAAGGGAGGCAAGCACCACAAAGCAAUGAAUCAUUAUCAUCUCAGUAUGCCCCCGAUUUCUCUCCCAUCACCCUCAAUACUCACGUGUACACAUUCAGAGGCAGAUUAACAAUCUUUUAAAUUCCCUUCCUAAAUUUCUACAAAAGCAAAUAAUAAAGUAUUCAGCAGUGGGGGCCACCACUAAAGAAACAUCUGAGCAAACAAAUACAGUCAGUAAAACUCCUACCAAACAAUGCUAUUUCCAAGUGCCAAAAUGGGCUUUGUCAUGAGACAGUUUAUCUCAAUGUACCUGUCAUUAAAAAUAGAAAAAUUAUUUCCAUAUCUUUAGCAGGUGCCAGUUUUUCUAACUGAUUCAUUGAAUUUAAAAUAGAGCAGUAGGAAAUUAUGAGACUCUGCAAUACUAUCUCACAAUCAUAAAAUAUUAAUUCAUAUAUAUAGAUUACUCUGCUUCAUGACAUUUCCUAGAAGUAUUUCAAGUUCAUCCUAAAAUUUUAUCUUUCAAAAUAAUUUUAGACAACACCAUAACUUAAUUAUGAUUUUCUAGCACUUGAUUAAAGUAAAUUUAUGACUCUGCUCAUGUUCAGGUGCAGCUGAAUCUAUCGCCAUGGAUUCAUUCUUUCAAUUACUCAUCCAACAAAUUUUUAUUAAAUCCUACUCCUUACACAAACUUUUCAUAGCUUUUGGCUCAAAUAAACAAUCAGAAUGAUUAUGAGAGAAAACACAAAUCUAAAGUAUGUUUGAUUUUAUAAGAAGCUCUUGUAACCAACCAUCCAGUGAGUCUACUAAGUGUUUACAUAUAUGAUUUGAUGAGGGUAUUAAAUUAAAAUUGAUAAUUAAACAACCUGAUAAUCAA
Nomascus leucogenys (northern white-cheeked gibbon) is the source of this 3598-nucleotide messenger RNA. It is a transcript of the gene TCHHL1, whose product is annotated as trichohyalin like 1. The record is from RefSeq and is a predicted model, not a curated record. Lineage: Eukaryota; Metazoa; Chordata; Mammalia; Primates; Hylobatidae. Gene Ontology annotation, molecular function: transition metal ion binding.